Molecule: messenger RNA, 1595 nt
Organism: Hibiscus syriacus
Lineage: Eukaryota; Viridiplantae; Streptophyta; Magnoliopsida; Malvales; Malvaceae
Product: MLO protein homolog 1-like
Biological process (GO): defense response
Cellular component (GO): membrane
Source: RefSeq, a predicted model, not a curated record
UUAUUUGCGAAAAUGGCUGGCAAUUACAGGAAGGAAAGGUCGCUGGAGGAAACCCCGACAUGGGCUGUUGCGGUUGUGUGCGCAAUAUUUGUGAUCAUUUCAAUACUGAUAGAACAUGGGAUUCAUUCUCUGGGAAAGUGGUUUCAAAAACGCCAGAAGAAAGCCAUGAUGGAAGCUUUGGAGAAGAUCAAAGCUGAGCUGAUGCUGCUGGGAUUCAUAUCGUUGCUGCUAACUAUAGGAACGUAUUCGAUUCCGGCUAUAUGUAUCCCGGAAAAGAUAGGGUAUUCGAUGCUUCCAUGCGAACGGAAGUCUGUUUACGGAGGAGACGGUGAUAAAGGUAGCAGCAAAGGGAUGACACUGGUGACGGCGGCGGGAGGAAGUUACUUUCUGAUGGGAAAAGUUGCCCUGAUUUCACAAAGCGGAAUGCACGACUUGCACAUAUUCAUAUUUGCGCUCGCAGUUUUCCAUGUCCUCUACAGCGUAGCCACCAUUUUUCUGGCCAAGGCCAAAAUGAAGAAGUGGGAGGCCUGGGAAUCUGAAACCAAAACCCUCGAGUAUCAGUACACGAAUGAUCCUUCGAGGUUCAGAUUAACACAUCAAACUUCCUUCGUGAAACGUCAUUCUGGUUUCUCCGCAAUUCCCGGCAAAUGGAUAGUGGCUUUCUUCAGGCAAUUCUUUGGUUCGGUGAGCAAGGUGGAUUAUUUGACCAUGCGCAACGGAUUUAUCAACGCACAUUUUGCAGCCAACACGAGUUUUGACUUCCAUAAAUACAUCAAAAGAUCCAUGGAAGACGAUUUCAAAGUCGUUGUCGGAAUCAGUACACCUCUAUGGGGUUUGGCUGUCCUCUUCUUACUUCUAAACGUUUACAAAUGGCAAACUCUCAGCUGGCUGUCACUAGUCCCCUUGACGAUACUUUUGUUAGUGGGAACAAAGCUAGAAGUGAUAAUAAUGGACAUGGCGGAAGAAAUCCAAGAGCGGAGUGCGGUGGUGAGAGGGGCGCCGGUGGUGGAGCCUAAUAACAAGUAUUUCUGGUUUAAUCGACCCCAGUGGAUCCUCUUCUUGAUACAUUAUACCCUCUUCCAGAAUGCUUUCCAAAUGGCGUAUUUCCUUUGGGUUUGGUUUAAGUACAGCAUAGGGUCCUGUAUACACGAGAAAUUGUACUUCGUAAUUGGAAGGGUUCUCCUUGGGGUGUGCCUUCAAAUUCUAUGCAGCUACAUUACCUUCCCACUCUAUGCUUUGGUGACCCAGAUGGGGUCUCACAUGAAAUCAAUAUUCGAGGAGCAGACAGCCAAGGCUCUAAAGAAUUGGCACAAGGCUGCCAAGAAGAGAAACAGGAACAGAGCAAGAGGGAAGGAUCCGCGGGAAUGAACAGCCAUGCCUCGCCGUCGAUGAGUGUCGACUCCACGCCGAGCCGAGGAACAUCACCCCUACACUUGUUACACAAUCACAAACAUCGGUCCACCGCCGCAUGCGAUCAGACGGACGGCGUUCUCAAUUCUCCCACGCAUUCCAACUACUCUUACCCCUCCGAUACGGAAAUUUCUGAUAUCGAGGCUUUUUCGCCACGUCCUCGACAUGCGACGCCACCACUAGAU